Elephantulus edwardii (Cape elephant shrew) is the source of this 1756-nucleotide messenger RNA. RefSeq names its product matrilin 4 (gene MATN4). The transcript is spliced from 9 exons. Gene Ontology annotation, molecular function: calcium ion binding. NCBI's taxonomy places the organism in Eukaryota, Metazoa, Chordata, Mammalia, Macroscelidea, Macroscelididae. The coding region runs from base 5 to 1756 and encodes 583 amino acids. The record is from RefSeq and is a predicted model, not a curated record.
CACCAUGAGGGGCCUCCUGUGCUCACCUCUGCCCGUGUUACUGCUGCUUCUCCCGCCCUGGGAAGCCCAGCUCCAGUCUACAGGUCCCAAGUGCAGAACUGGGCCCCUGGAUUUGGUGUUCGUGAUUGACAGCUCCCGCAGCGUACGCCCCUUCGAGUUCGAGACCAUGCGGCAGUUCCUGGUGGGCCUUCUCCGCGGCUUGGACGUGGGGCCCAACGCCACGCGCGUCGGUGUCAUCCAGUAUUCCAGCCAGGUGCAGAGCGUCUUUCCGCUGGGUGCCUUCUCGCGCCACGAGGACAUGGAGCGCGCCAUCCGCGCGCUCGUGCCGCUGGCGCAGGGCACCAUGACCGGGCUUGCCAUCCAAUACGCCAUGAACGUGGCCUUCAGCGUGGCCGAGGGUGCGCGCCCGCCGGAGGCGCGCGUGCCGCGCGUCGCCGUCAUCGUGACCGACGGGCGGCCCCAGGACCGGGUGGCGGAGGUGGCAGCACAGGCGCGCGCGCGGGGCAUCGAGAUCUACGCCGUGGGGGUGCAGCGCGCCGACGUGGGCUCCCUGCGCGCCAUGGCGUCGCCUCCGCUCGAUGAGCACGUCUUCCUGGUCGAGUCCUUCGAUCUCAUCCAGGAGUUUGGCCUGCAGUUCCAGGGCCGGCUGUGCGCCAUUGACCAUUGCGCCCAAGGGACCCAUGGAUGUGAGCACGAGUGUGUUAGCUCUCCAGGCUCCUAUUCCUGUCGCUGUCGAGCUGGCUUUGUGCUUCAGCAAGACCAAAGGAGCUGCAGAGCCAUUGACCACUGCAGUUUUGGAAACCACAGUUGCCAGCAUGCGUGUGUCAGCACCCUUAGUGGACCCCGGUGUCGCUGCAGAGAGGGACAUGACUUACUGCCCGACGGGAAGCACUGUCAGGCCCGGGACUUCUGCAAUGGUGUCGACCACGGUUGUGAAUUCCAGUGUGUGAGCGAAGGCCGCUCCUAUCGCUGCCUGUGCCCUGACGGACGGCAGCUCCAGGCAGAUGGCAAAAGCUGCAACCGGUGCAGGGAGGGCCACGUGGACUUGGUUAUUCUCAUCGAUGGCUCCAAAAGCGUGCGCCCGCAGAACUUCGAGCUGGUGAAGCGCUUCGUGAACCAGAUCGUGGACUUCCUGGACGUGUCCCCCGAGGGCACGCGCGUGGGGCUGGUGCAGUUCUCGAGCCGCGUGCGCACCGAGUUCCCGCUGGGCCGCUAUGGGACUGCGGCCGAGGUGAAGCACGCAGUGCUGGCGGUGGAGUACAUGGAGCGCGGCACGAUGACCGGCGCCGCCCUGCGCCACCUGGCCGAGCACAGCUUCUCCGAGGCGCAGGGCGCGCGGCCCCGCGCCCUCAACGUGCCUCGGGUCGGCCUGGUGUUCACCGACGGCCGCUCCCAGGACGACAUCUCCGAGUGGGCGGCGCGGGUCAAGGAGGAGGGCAUCGUCAUGUACGCUGUGGGCGUGGGCAAAGCGGUGGAGGAGGAGCUGCGAGAGAUCGCCUCGGAGCCCCCUGAGCUGCACGUGUCCUACUCCCCCGACUUCAGCACCAUGACGCACCUGCUGGACAACCUGAAAGGCAGCAUCUGCCCAGAGGAGGGCAUCAGCGCAGGGACAGAGCUGCGGAGUCCUUGCGAAUGUGAAAGCCUCGUGGAGUUCCAGGGCCGCACGUUGGGGGCACUGGACAGCCUGACGCAGAACUUGGCCCGGCUGAGCGCGCGCCUGGAGGACCUGGAGAACCAGCUGGCCAGACGGAAGUGA